Messenger RNA from Telopea speciosissima, 411 nucleotides. RefSeq lists its product as uncharacterized. NCBI's taxonomy places the organism in Eukaryota, Viridiplantae, Streptophyta, Magnoliopsida, Proteales, Proteaceae. The record is from RefSeq and is a predicted model, not a curated record. The transcript has a single exon. The coding region runs from base 1 to 411 and encodes 136 amino acids.
AUGCGGUUCAGCAAGAAGGGUAAGCUAAGCCCGAGAUAUAUUGGACCUUAUGAGAUUCUUGUGAAAGUUGGGCUGAUGGCUUAUCGGUUGGCGCUUCCACCAUCCUUGGAUGGCGUGCACAACGUCUUCCAUGUGUCGAUGUUGCAGAAGUAUGUGCAUGACCCCAGUCAUAUUCUAUCUCAGGAACCACCAAAGCUGGCAGCGGAUAUGUCUUAUAAAGAACAGCCUGAGAAGAUUUUGGAUAGUAAAGUGGUGAAUCUCCGCAACCGACCCAUUCUUUAUGUGAAGGUGAAGUGGUGCAACCACACAGAAGAAGAAGCCUCCUGGGAAGUUGAAGUGGAAAUGCGAGCAGAGUAUCCGUCCCUUGGAUUCCUACAAGCUACGACAAUUUUGAGGAUGAAAUUUUUGUAA